UACAACAUGUUCGAGAUGGAUGGAGAGAUGGACAAGAAGAAGUCAAAAAAGACGAAGAAAAAGGAGAGGAUGGAGGGCAUGAAGAAAGAAAUGGACAUUGACGACCACGAGAUUACAAUUGAAGAGCUAGAGAUGAGAUAUACCACAAAUGUUGAAAAGGGCUUGACGACCACAUUUGCCCGGCAGGUCCUCGAGAGAGAUGGUCCUAAUGAGCUGAGGCCUCCCAAAGGAACCCCGGAGUAUGUGAAGUUUGCCCGGCAGCUGGCCGGAGGGCUUCAGUGUCUGAUGUGGGUCGCCGCCGUCAUCUGCUUCAUCGCCUUCGGAAUUGAACUUUCAAGAGGGAACCUCACCUGCUUUGACGAUCUUUACUUGGCCAUCGUUCUGAUCACUGUCGUCGUGGUAACUGGAUGCUUUGGUUACUACCAAGAGUUCAAGAGUACAAACAUCAUUGCCAGCUUCAAGAAUCUGGUGCCACAGCAAGCUGUUGUGAUCCGUGAUGGCCAGAAAAACGAGAUCCAUGCCAACCAACUGGUGGUGGGAGAUUUGGUGGAAGUCAAAGGAGGAGACAGGGUCCCUGCUGAUAUUCGCAUCAUCACUAGUCAGGCCUGCAAGGUGGAUAACUCGUCCUUGACAGGCGAGUCUGAACCUCAAACCAGGAGUCCAGAAUGUACUCAUGAGAAUCCACUGGAGACAAGAAACGUUGCUUUCUUCUCUACCACUAUUCUGGAAGGUGUAGCAACCGGUGUGAUUAUCAACACAGGUGAUCGUACCAUCAUCGGUCGGAUCGCCAGCUUGGCGAGCGGCGUCGGCAAUGAGAAGACGCCCAUCGCCAUAGAAAUCGAGCAUUUUGUGGACAUCAUUGCUGGUCUUGCGAUCUUCUUCGGGUUUACCUUCUUUGUGGUCGCCAUGUUUAUCGGAUACGCCUUCCUGGAAGCCACGAUCUUCUUCAUGGCUAUCGUGGUGGCUUAUGUGCCAGAGGGGCUCCUUGCUACCGUCACUGUAUGUCUGUCUCUGACGGCUAAACGACUCGCCAGGAAGAACUGUGUUGUAAAGAACCUGGAGGCUGUGGAGACAUUAGGCUCCACUUCAGUGAUCUGCUCUGAUAAGACGGGCACCCUGACCCAGAACAGGAUGACUGUGGCUCACCUUUGGUUUGACAACCAUAUCCACGCUGCUGACACCACUGAAGAUCAGUCAGGCCAAAGUUUCGAUCAGUCAUCAGAGACAUGGCGAUCACUGGCGAGAGUGACUACCCUGUGCAACAGAGCCACAUUCAGACCUGAUCAGGAGGGGUUACCUAUUCCUAGGAGACUCGUGAUGGGAGAUGCGUCAGAGACGGCUCUGCUGAAGUUCACCGAGCUCACUGUGGGGAACACCAUGGACUACCGUGGUCGCUACAAGAAAGUGGUGGAAGUGCCCUUUAACUCCACCAACAAGUUCCAACUGUCUGUUCAUGAACUGGAGGAUCCACUGGACCUGCGCUACCUGCUGGUGAUGAAGGGAGCAGCAGAGCGAAUCUUAGAGCGCUGCUCCACUAUUCUGAUCAAAGGCCAGGAGCUGCCACUGGAUGAGCAGUGGAAAGAAGCUUUUCAGACUGCUUACUUGGACCUGGGAGGACUGGGAGAGAGAGUUCUGGGUUUCUGUCAUAUCUAUCUUAACGAAAAGGAGUUCCCUCGUGGUUAUCGCUUUGACCCCGAUGAGAUGAAUUUCACCACGUCGGGACUGUGCUUUGCUGGUCUCAUCUCGAUGAUUGACCCCCCGAGGGCCACCGUACCCGACGCAGUGAUGAAAUGUCGUACUGCUGGCAUCAGGGUCAUCAUGGUGACUGGAGACCAUCCAAUCACAGCGAGGGCAAUCGCAGCCAAUGUUGGCAUCAUCUCAGAAGGCAGUGAGACAAUGGAAGAUAUCGCCCAGAGGAAGCGCAUUCCUGUGGAACAAGUCAACAAGAGGGACGCCCGUGCUUGUGUGAUCAGCGGUGGUCAGCUGAAAGACAUGAGCAGUGGUGAGUUGGAUGAAGCCCUGAAGAACCACCCUGAGAUGGUGUUUGCAAGAACCUCACCUCAGCAGAAACUGAUCAUUGUGGAGAGUUGUCAGCGUCUGGGCUCCAUCGUCGCUGUUACAGGUGAUGGAGUGAACGACUCGCCGGCUCUGAAGAAAGCCGACAUUGGCAUAGCCAUGGGGAUCGCCGGUUCAGAUGCUGCAAAGAACGCUGCUGACAUGAUCCUGUUGGACGACAACUUCGCUUCCAUCGUCACCGGAGUGGAGCAGGGCCGUCUUAUCUUUGACAACCUGAAGAAGUCUAUCGCCUACACACUGACCAAAAAUAUUCCUGAGCUGACUCCAUAUCUGGUUUACAUCACCGUCAGCGUGCCUCUUCCUCUCGGCUGCAUCACUAUCCUCUUCAUCGAACUGGCCACUGACAUCUACCCCUCUGUCUCUCUGGCCUAUGAGAAAGCAGAGAGUGACAUCAUGCACCUGAAGCCCAGGAACCCUCGUCGUGAUCGCCUGGUAAACGAACCCCUGGCUGCCUACUCCUACUUUCAGAUAGGAGCCAUCCAGUCUUUUGCAGGUUUUACAGAUUAUUUCGCAGCGAUGGCCCAGGAGGGCUGGUUCCCGCUGUUGUGCGUCGGCCUACGUGCUCAGUGGGAGGACGUUAAGCUUCAGGACCUACAGGACAGCUAUGGGCAAGAAUGGACAUUCAGCCAGAGGUUGUACCAGCAGUACACCUGCUACACUGUAUUCUUUGUCAGUAUAGAGAUCUGUCAGAUCUCUGACGUGCUGAUCAGAAAGACUCGACGUCUGUCUGUGUUCCAGCAAGGCUUCUUCAGGAACCGUGUCCUGGUUUCUGCCAUCGUCUUCCAGCUGUUACUCGGUAAUCUGCUUUGUUACUGCCCGGGAAUGCCCAACAUCUUCAAUUUCAUGCCAAUCAGGGUCCAGUGGUGGUUAAUUCCAGUUCCAUUUGGUAUUUUAAUCUUUGUCUACGAUGAGAUCAGGAAACUAGGAGUAAGAAGAUUUCCAGGAAGUUGGUGGGAUCAGGAGUUAUACUACUGA
Messenger RNA from Limanda limanda (common dab), 3051 nucleotides. Its product is annotated as potassium-transporting ATPase alpha chain 1-like. Gene Ontology annotation, biological process: sodium ion export across plasma membrane; potassium ion import across plasma membrane; intracellular sodium ion homeostasis. The transcript is spliced from 23 exons. Gene Ontology annotation, molecular function: P-type sodium:potassium-exchanging transporter activity; ATP binding; ATP hydrolysis activity. Gene Ontology annotation, cellular component: membrane. The record is from RefSeq and is a predicted model, not a curated record. The coding region runs from base 7 to 3051 and encodes 1014 amino acids. Lineage: Eukaryota; Metazoa; Chordata; Actinopteri; Pleuronectiformes; Pleuronectidae.